AUGGUUACGCUUCCCCUCGAACUGCAAGAUGACAUUGUCGCCCACCUAUGCCGCAAGGACCUCGAAGCGGCCAUCGCCACCAGCGGCGACGUCGGCAUCGCUGCUUCCCGACGCCUCGCCAAGCUCAAGGCGCAGUAUGGCCACGUUAUCAUGCCAGCGGACGCCGAGUGGCCGUCACUCGAGUCACCCGAGCAUCGCGAGUAUACGCGCAUCAUCAGUGUCCCGGACCACGACUUCGGCCACUGUCUGAAGUGGAGUGACCUCGGGCAGAACGAGGACCCCGUGCCACUCGACGUGCUGGACGCGGUUCGGGUCCACUUUGCGCCGGUUACGCCAUCCCACGUCGCAGGCCAGCCGCCACCCAACAGUGCACUCACCAUCCACGGGCAUAACCGCGAGGGAUGCUGGUCCGCGCUACCCCGCCUCCCUGCCCCCGUUGCCGUGCUCCGCGGCCUGAGCGUCACGACAGCUGGGUUCUGCUCGUCGCUGUACUGCGGUGGCAUGCCGCUCGAGCUUGCGGACAAGGUCGAGCACUUGGUGCUCGUGUUUGAGCCUGACUCACGCUUGCCAGUGUCCGAGGAGGACGCUAGUGAGUGGUACUUUGGGCCACGGGAGCACCCGACCGAGCUUGCAUCCAUUGUACAGGCCAGCACGAAGAGACUCACCGUCGUCUUUAAUGCGCCACCUGGCUCGCCAUGGCGCCCGACCGACGCGCCGGUUGCACUGACCCACGAGGUCAUUGCCUCGGCAGUGGACAUUCUCCUUGAAGAUCUAGUUUGUCGAGCCAUCGACGCGCACGACGAAAACGCGUUACCCCUCAAAGUCACCAUUGUCAACCUCGCCGCCAUCUACGACCAUGUCGACUACGCCUACGAGGACACCGUGUACGCAGGCAUGAGCAAUUUUCUGGGCGACGAGCCCGCGUGUAUCUGCCCCGACGAGGAGAGCGAGGACGGUGGCAGCGACGCCAAGGACUCAGCUACAGAAGGCGAAGCGGAGUCCGACAACGCUACCUGCCCGCGCACCCGCAGGCUCAACGAGUUGCUUGGACCGGUGCAGGACAUUACGAUGGAAGAGUACCUGGUGGAUGAUGACUGGGAGCUGGUGUUUGACAGGGACGAGGUGGCUGCAUGGCUGGAUUUGUAA
Molecule: messenger RNA, 1146 nt
Organism: Vanrija pseudolonga
Lineage: Eukaryota; Fungi; Basidiomycota; Tremellomycetes; Trichosporonales; Trichosporonaceae
Exons: 1
Coding region: 1-1146 (381 amino acids)
Source: RefSeq, a predicted model, not a curated record